This is a messenger RNA of Pongo pygmaeus (Bornean orangutan), 5858 nucleotides long. It is a transcript of the gene ABCB11, whose product is annotated as ATP binding cassette subfamily B member 11. Gene Ontology annotation, molecular function: ATP binding; ABC-type oligopeptide transporter activity; ATP hydrolysis activity. The transcript has 28 exons. Bases 128 to 4093 code for a protein of 1321 amino acids. The record is from RefSeq and is a predicted model, not a curated record. Gene Ontology annotation, biological process: oligopeptide export from mitochondrion. Gene Ontology annotation, cellular component: mitochondrial inner membrane. NCBI's taxonomy places the organism in Eukaryota, Metazoa, Chordata, Mammalia, Primates, Hominidae.
AGAAUGAUGAAAACUAAGGUUGGAAAAGGUUGUGAAACCUUUUAACUCUCCACAGUGGAGUCCAUUAUUUCCUCUGGCUUCCUCAAAUUCAUAUUCACAGGGUUGUUGGCUGUGGGUUGCAAUUACCAUGUCUGACUCAGUAAUUCUUCAAAGUAUAAAGAAAUUUGGAGAGGAGAAUGAUGGUUUUGAGUCAGAUAAAUCACAUAAUAAUGAUAAGAAAUCAAGGUUACAAGAUGAGAAGAAAGGUGAUGGUAUUAGAGUUGGCUUCUUUCAAUUGUUUCGGUUUUCUUCAUCAACUGACAUUUGGCUGAUGUUUGUGGGAAGUUUGUGUGCAUUUCUCCAUGGAAUAGCCCAGCCAGGCGUGCUACUCAUUUUUGGCACAAUGACAGAUGUUUUUAUUGACUAUGACGUUGAGUUACAAGAACUCCAGAUUCCAGGAAAAGCAUGUGUGAAUAGCACCAUUGUAUGGACUAACAGUUCCCUCAACCAGAACAUGACAAAUGGAACACGUUGUGGGUUGCUGAACAUUGAGAGCGAAAUGAUCAAAUUUGCCAGUUACUAUGCUGGAAUUGCUGUCGCAGUACUUAUCACAGGAUAUAUUCAAAUAUGCUUUUGGGUCAUUGCUGCUGCUCGUCAGAUACAGAAAAUGAGAAAAUUUUACUUUAGGCAAAUAAUGAGAAUGGAAAUAGGGUGGUUUGACUGCAAUUCAGUGGGGGAGCUGAAUACAAGAUUCUCUGAUGAUAUUAAUAAAAUCAAUGAUGCCAUAGCUGACCAAAUGGCCCUUUUCAUUCAGCGCAUGACCUCGACCAUCUGUGGUUUCCUGUUGGGAUUUUUCAGGGGUUGGAAACUGACCUUGGUUAUUAUUUCUGUCAGCCCUCUCAUUGGGAUUGGAGCAGCCACCAUUGGUCUGAGUGUGUCCAAGUUUACGGACUAUGAGCUGAAGGCCUAUGCCAAAGCAGGGGUGGUAGCUGAUGAAGUCAUUUCAUCAAUGAGAACAGUGGCUGCUUUUGGUGGUGAGAAAAGAGAGGUUGAAAGGUAUGAGAAAAAUCUUGUGUUUGCCCAGCGUUGGGGAAUUAGAAAAGGGAUAGUGAUGGGAUUCUUUACUGGAUUCGUGUGGUGUCUCAUCUUUUUGUGUUAUGCACUGGCCUUCUGGUACGGCUCCACACUUGUCCUGGAUGAAGGAGAAUAUACACCAGGAACCGUCAUCCAGAUUUUCCUCAGUGUCAUAGUAGGAGCUUUAAAUCUUGGCAAUGCCUCUCCUUGUUUGGAAGCCUUUGCAACUGGACGUGCAGCAGCCACCAGCAUUUUUGAGACAAUAGACAGGAAACCCAUCAUUGACUGCAUGUCAGAAGAUGGUUACAAGUUGGAUCGAAUCAAGGGUGAAAUUGAAUUCCAUAAUGUGACCUUCCACUAUCCUUCCAGACCAGAGGUGAAGAUUCUAAAUGACCUCAACAUGGUCAUUAAACCAGGGGAAAUGACAGCUCUGGUAGGACCCAGUGGAGCUGGAAAAAGUACAGCACUGCAACUCAUCCAGCGAUUCUAUGACCCCUGUGAAGGAAUGGUGACCGUGGAUGGCCAUGACAUUCGCUCUCUUAACAUUCAGUGGCUUAGAGAUCAGAUUGGGAUAGUGGAGCAAGAGCCAGUUCUGUUCUCUACCACCAUUGCAGAAAAUAUUCGCUAUGGCAGAGAAGAUGCAACAAUGGAAGACAUAGUCCAAGCUGCCAAGGAGGCCAAUGCCUACAACUUCAUCAUGGACCUGCCACAGCAAUUUGACACCCUUGUUGGAGAAGGAGGAGGCCAGAUGAGUGGCGGCCAGAAACAAAGGGUAGCCAUCGCCAGAGCCCUCAUCCGAAAUCCCAAGAUUCUGCUUUUGGACAUGGCCACCUCAGCUCUGGACAAUGAGAGUGAAGCCAUGGUGCAAGAAGCACUGAGUAAGAUUCAGCAUGGGCACACAAUCAUUUCAGUUGCUCAUCGCUUGUCUACGGUCAGAGCUGCAGAUACCAUCAUUGGUUUUGAACAUGGUGCUGCAGUGGAAAGAGGCACCCAUGAAGAAUUAUUGGAAAGGAAAGGUGUCUACUUCACUCUAGUGACUUUGCAAAGCCAGGGAAAUCAAGCCCUUAAUGAAGAGGACAUAAAGGAUGCAACUGAAGAUGACAUGCUUGCGAGGACCUUUAGCAGAGGGAGCUACCAGGAUAGUUUAAGGGCUUCCAUCCGGCAACGCUCCAAGUCUCAGCUUUCUUACCUGGUGCACGAACCUCCAUUAGCUGUUGUAGAUCAUAAGUCUACUUAUGAAGAAGAUAGAAAGGACAAGGACAUUCCUGUGCAGGAAGAAGUUGAACCUGCCCCAGUUAGGAGGAUUCUGAAAUUCAAUGCUCCAGAAUGGCCCUACAUGCUGGUAGGGUCUGUGGGUGCAGCUGUAAACGGGACAGUCACACCCUUGUAUGCCUUUUUAUUCAGCCAGAUUCUUGGGACUUUUUCACUUCCUGAUAAAGAGGAACAAAGGUCACAGAUCAAUGGUGUGUGCCUACUUUUUGUAGCAAUGGGCUGUGUAUCUCUUUUCACCCAAUUUCUACAGGGAUAUGCCUUUGCUAAAUCCGGGGAGCUCCUAACAAAAAGGCUACGUAAAUUUGGUUUCAGGGCAAUGCUGGGGCAAGAUAUUGCCUGGUUUGAUGACCUCAGAAAUAGCCCUGGAGCUUUGACAACAAGACUUGCUACAGAUGCUUCCCAAGUUCAAGGGGCUGCCGGCUCUCAGAUCGGGAUGAUGGUCAAUUCCUUCACUAACGUCACUGUGGCCAUGAUCAUUGCCUUCUCCUUUAGCUGGAAGCUGAGCCUGGUCAUCUUGUGCUUCUUCCCCUUCUUGGCUUUAUCAGGAGCCACACAGAGCAGGAUGUUGACAGGAUUUGCCUCUCGAGAUAAGCAGGCCCUGGAGAUGGUGGGACAGAUUACAAAUGAAGCCCUCAGUAACAUCCGCACUGUUGCUGGAAUUGGAAAGGAGAGGCGGUUCAUUGAAGCACUUGAGACUGAGCUGGAGAAGCCCCUCAAGACAGCCAUACAGAAAGCCAAUGUUUAUGGAUUCUGCUUUGCCUUUGCCCAGUGCAUCGUGUUUAUUGCGAAUUCUGCUUCCUACAGAUAUGGAGGUUACUUAAUCCCCAAUGAGGGGCUCCAUUUCAGCUACGUGUUCAGGGUGAUCUCUGCAGUUGUACUGAGUGCAACAGCUCUUGGAAGAGCCUUCUCUUACACCCCAAGUUAUGCAAAAGCUAAAAUAUCAGCUGCACGCUUUUUUCAACUGCUGGACCGACAACCCCCAAUCAGUGUAUACAAUACUGCAGGUGAAAAAUGGGACAACUUCCAGGGGAAGAUUGAUUUUGUUGAUUGUAAAUUUACAUAUCCUUCUCGACCUGACUCGCAAGUUCUGAAUGGUCUCUCAGUGUCGAUUAGUCCAGGGCAGACACUGGCGUUUGUUGGGAGCAGCGGAUGUGGCAAAAGCACUAGCAUUCAGCUGUUGGAACGUUUCUAUGAUCCUGAUCAAGGGAAGGUGAUGAUAGAUGGGCAUGACAGCAAAAAAGUAAAUGUCCAGUUCCUCCGCUCAAACAUUGGAAUUGUUUCCCAGGAACCAGUGUUGUUUGCCUGUAGCAUAAUGGACAAUAUCAAGUAUGGAGACAACACCAAAGAAAUUCCCAUGGAAAGAGUCAUAGCAGCUGCAAAACAGGCUCAGCUGCAUGAUUUUGUCAUGUCACUCCCAGAGAAAUAUGAAACUAACGUUGGGUCCCAGGGGUCUCAACUCUCUAGAGGGGAGAAACAACGCAUUGCUAUUGCUCGGGCCAUUGUACGAGAUCCUAAAAUCUUGCUACUAGAUGAAGCCACUUCUGCCUUAGACACAGAAAGUGAAAAGACGGUGCAGGUUGCUCUAGACAAAGCCAGAGAGGGUCGGACCUGCAUUGUCAUUGCCCAUCGCUUGUCCACCAUCCAGAACGCGGAUAUCAUUGCUGUCAUUGCACAGGGGGUGGUGAUUGAAAAGGGGACCCACGAAGAACUGAUGGCCCAAAAAGGAGCCUACUACAAACUAGUCACCACAGGAUCCCCCAUCAGUUGACCCAAUGCAAGAACCUCAGACACACAUGACGCACCAGUUACAGGGGUUGUUUUUUUUAAAAAAAAAAACAAUCCCAGCCGGAGGGACUGCUGGGAUUGUUUUUUCUUUAAAGAAGAAUGUUAAUAUUUUACUUUUACAGUCAUUGUCAUACAUCAGAAUCCAAGCUAAUUUCUAAUGACCUUCCAUAAUAAUUCUGCUUUAGAUGUGUAUACAGAAAAUGAAAGAAACUACGGUCCAUGUGAGGGAAAACCCAAUGUCAAGUGGCAGCUCAGCCACCACUCAGUGCUUCUCUGUGCAGGAGCCAGUCCUGAUUAAUAUGUGGGAAUUAGUGAGACAUCAGGGAGUAAGUGAGACUUUGAACUCCUCAAGGGCAGAGAACUGUCUUGCAUUUUCGAACCCUCGGUGUAUACAGAGGCGGGUCUAUAACAGGCAUUCAACAAACGUUUCUUGAGCUAGACCAAGGUCAAAUUUGAAAAGAACAGAAGGACUGAAGACCAGCUGUGUUUCUUAACUAAAUUUGUCUUUCACGUGAAACCAGCUUCCUUCAUCUCUAAGGCUGAGGAUAGGGAAAGGGUGGAUGCUCUCAGGCUGAGGGAGGCAGAAAGGGAAAGUAUUAGCACGGGCUUUCCAGUUAGGGCUGUUGAUUUAUGCUUUAGCUUCAGAGUGAGUGUAGGGUUGACAAAGCUACCAUUACUGUGAGAACCUGCCAGUGUGGCUGGAGCAGGGACUCUCUCCCAGGCCUUUUACUCCUCAGCACCUCCCUGCAUAUUGAUUGUUGUUUUUAGUUUCUGCAAAAUUAUAUUCAUGAAAUGAAAAUAGCGCAUUUUACUUUGCUGUAGUUUCAUAAGGUGUUAUACAAAAAAGCAAGUAAAUAUGGCAGAAAAGCACUCAUUUGCCCCUGCUCUCUCAAACCACCACAUAAUGACAUAGAACUAAAGGCGGCAGGAACCUACAAGAAUGAAGAAAACACAGUGAUGCCGCCUGCAAAAUCUUGGGAGCCAGAAAGCAAAUGGACAAUUGAUAAUAGAGUUACAAGAUGAGAGAAAACAAAAAUGUAACCUGUUAGUUGGGGGAGCCUAGAAACAUCCUGUUUUGUACCACAGACCCCUAGAAAGGUUCAAGAUGUAAAAACAUUGGAUCCUUCUGGAAGGAGGAGGCAAGGGGACAGAGGGACUGAAGACAGAAGAAUGGGCCAAAAGCCUGUAUGGAAACAGAAUUGCAGAGCCCCGCCUGCAGCAGGAUGGCUGCCUUUCCCCAGUUCCAGCGAGAGACUGCAUACUCCCGCUCUGAGGAGGGUCACAGGGAGGUUUGCACUUAGAGACACAAGGUGCAGUUGAAGGGGCAGCUAACAUAAAAGAGACAGGGGGAUUGAGUGUAAAGCUGUGUAUGAACAGAAGAACUCCCAGCCCCUCUCUCCUGGCAGGAGAUUGAAGAAUGAUUUUCUGGGGAAACUGGCCAAUCUAAGAAAAGAGGUUAGGCCAGGCACUGUGGCUCACACCUGUAAUCCCAGCACUUUGGGAGGCCAAGGCGAGCGGAUCAUGAGGUCGAGAGAUCAAGACCAUCCUGGCUAACAUGGUGAAACCCCGUCUCUACUAAAAAUACAAAAAAAUUAGCCAGGCGUGGUGGCGGGCACCUGUAGUCCCAGCUACUCAGGAAGCUGAAGCAGGAGAAUGGCGUGAACCCGGGAGGUGGAGCUUGCAGUGAGCUGAGAUGACGCCACUGCACUCCAGCCUGGGCGACAAAGCGAAAAAAAAGAAAAAGAAAA